UGUUGAUUUUAUGACAAGUUUCUGUUUACUGUAUCUAGUGGAACUGUUUCAAACUUUGAAUUACAACUGUAGCAACCUAACUUUGAAAUUCUACAAUGGAAGAAUCUUACGCUGAUAAAUAUUCUUUCAUUGGCGAAUGGUAUGACAAUCAAGCAAAUUUAAAACGCCGGUUUAACAUUUUUUACUACCCUUCUGAUGAUACUAUAGAAAUGUAUGACUUAAAAAGUCGAAAAACGUUUGUGAAAAGAGUUAAAGUAAAUGGUGUAACUUUAGAUAGGUUUUAUAUUGGUUGUACUUUAAGUAUAUUAGGUCGUCUUAUAAAAAUAAUUGACUUCGCUUGUGACCAUACACGAAAGAAGUUGCACAAUGAAAUGCAAGUAACUUUUGCUAUGAUUAAACCCCUUCCAACUGAAAUCGUUGGUAAAAUUUUAAGUCACUUUCAUGAGCAUGGUUUGCGGGUAACAAAAAUGAAGAAAUCACGACUGACUGCUGAAGAUAUUAAUAUUUUGUAUAGAUCUCAGGUCACAGAUCCUACAUUUCCGUUUCUUUUAGAUUACCUCACAGGAGAAAUGGUUUAUGGUUUAGAGUUAGUUGGAAGAGAUGCAGUACUAGUAUGUAUUAAACUCCUUGGUGAUAAAGAUCCAAGAAAGGCUGAAAUAGGGACAAUAAGAGCUCUGUAUGGUACGGAUCCUGUUAAAAAUUGUGUUCAUGCAUCCAGCUCAUCAGAAUCGGCAAUAGAGGAUAUAGAAUAUUUUUUUCCACCUCCACCUCUAAAUUCGACACGACUUUGUCUGACUGCAACUCUCUCGAACUGCACCCUUUGUAUAGUAAAGCCUCAUGCAAUACUAGAGGGAAAACUAGGUGCAGCUUUGGAAGCCAUUGAUAAGGGUGGUUUCAAUGUAACUGCCCUCUACAUGCUGAUUGUUGAAAAUAUUAAUGCAGCUGAAUUUUAUGAAGUUUAUAAAGGCAUUGUGCCUGAAUACAAGGGUAUGGUUGAAGAAUUGUCGAGUGGCCCUUGCGUGGCUAUGGAAAUAGUAGCGAAAAAUAAAAAUGUUAACACUGCUGUUGAAUUUAGAAAAUUAGUAGGUCCUUCUGAUCCUGAGAUUGCAAGAUUACUUCGACCGGAUACCCUGAGAGCAAAGUUGGGAAAAACGAAAGUACAAAACGCAGUUCAUUGUAGCGAUUUAGCAGAAGAUGGAUUAUUAGAAGUUGAAUACUUUUUCAAGAUCUUAGCAUUAUAAUGAAUUAAUAAACUAUCGACUUAUUAAACAAACAAGUUCAUAAAAUUUAAUCAUUCUAUAGGUAUGAUCUUAUCCACAAAAUAAAAAAUUGUAAAUCAAAUACAUAUUAAUAUCCUGAGAUUUGGAUGGAAAUUAGAAGAAGAGCGGUAGCUUUUCAAACGAAUUCAUACUUAUUCAUUAAAAAGUCAAAAAAGUUCCAGAUUAAAUUAAUAAUAAAAACAAAAAAAAAUAUCCAUGUUUUUAUGGUCGCCACAGAUGUACCUACAGCUCGACCAAGCUAAGUUUGCACUUCACAUCGAUUACGUCACACUGCCGCUUAGGUAUGGUCUGAAAAAAGGACUAUGACUUUAAAAAUGUAAACAAAUGUUUGUUAGAUUUUACUUUGCAUUUAUUGUUUUUAACAAAUAUAUUAUACACAGGUACAUUAGAAUAUAGCGAUAUCGGGUUUUUGUAUUAAGGCCACCCGGGCAUUCUUGCACUUUUUAAAUUUGUAUCCCAAUUGCUCAGUAAUAAUUUUUCUUUGUUUCCUUUUCAGGGGUUUGUCCCUUCACUGUGUAUGACCUUUCCUUUCAUUUCUGUUGCCCACAAAAAUCCUCUCGAAGUAAAAAAAAAAAUGAACGUUAAGCGUUCAGCAACAACAGUUCAACAAAAACUUGACAAAAAUAGUCCAUUAAUAUAACUAAACUUCAACAAAAAACCUAACAAGAACAAUUAAAAAAUUUAAAAUUCAACGGAUAGGGAGACGAAAACUCGUAUGACGCGUGUCAGCGACAAAGAUGCUAACCGUACUGGCAGGGCGAUCUCGGGAAGGUGAGCGGGGAAGCGGUCGGAGCGCCGCAUCCCAGCGAGGUGCAAACUUAGCUUGGUCGAGUUGUAAUAACCAUGAAAGAUUUGUUUUGCGAAUCU
Molecule: messenger RNA, 2147 nt
Organism: Bombyx mandarina (wild silkworm)
Lineage: Eukaryota; Metazoa; Arthropoda; Insecta; Lepidoptera; Bombycidae
Gene: nmdyn-D7
Product: nucleoside diphosphate kinase homolog 7
Biological process (GO): CTP biosynthetic process; UTP biosynthetic process; GTP biosynthetic process
Cellular component (GO): centrosome; axonemal microtubule
Molecular function (GO): nucleoside diphosphate kinase activity
Source: RefSeq, a predicted model, not a curated record